UUGAAGGCGGCGGCUCAGGACACGGCGUUGGCGCGGACUUCUUCGUCGCGUCCCGGGAGCGGUGCUCCAGGAGCGCUGCGGUCCUCGGCGGGGCGAGGCGGCGGACGACGGAGACAGAUCCGCGCGGCUGCGCCCCUGCCUCGCUUCCCCGGUACCCGCGGCGGUGGCUGCAGCCACGACCACAGCCCUGCUCCCCUUGAAAAUGGAGAAGAUGCUGGUGGUGUGCUUGCUAAUGCUUGGGCAGUUGGUUCUCCUUCUGCCAGUCGGAGCCAGAGAUCAUCCCCAAGCCAGGUUUCCCUCCAGAGGCCGCCGUGUCCGGACCCAUCCUCAGACUGCACUGCUAGAGAGCUCCUGUGAGAAUAAGCGAGCGGAUCUGGUGUUCAUCAUCGACAGCUCCCGAAGUGUCAACACCCAUGACUAUGCAGAGGUCAAGGAGUUCAUUCUGGAUAUCCUGCAGUUCUUGGAUAUUGGCCCUGAUGUUACCCGAGUCGGUCUGCUCCAGUAUGGCAGCACAGUCAAGAAUGAGUUCUCCCUGAAGACCUUUAAGAGGAAAUCUGAGGUGGAGAGAGCUGUCAAGAGGAUGAGGCAUCUGUCCACAGGCACCAUGACAGGGCUGGCCAUACAGUAUGCCCUCAACAUCGCUUUCUCAGAAGUAGAGGGGGCCCGGCCCUUGCGGGAGAAUGUGCCACGGAUCAUCAUGAUUGUGACCGAUGGGAGACCUCAGGACUCAGUGGCUGAGGUGGCGGCAAAGGCCCGGGACACAGGCAUCCUGAUCUUUGCCAUUGGUGUGGGUCAGGUGGACCUGAACACGCUAAAGGCCAUUGGGAGUGAGCCCCACAAGGACCACGUCUUCCUGGUGGCCAAUUUCAGCCAGAUCGAGUCUUUGACCUCAGUGUUCCAGAACAAGCUGUGCGCGGUCCACAUGUGCAGUGUCUCGGAACACAACUGUGCCCACUUCUGCAUCAACACACCCGGCUCAUACACCUGCAGGUGCAGGCAGGGGUACGUCCUCAACGCGGACCAGAAGACUUGCAGAAUCCAGGAUCUGUGUGCCACAGAGGACCAUGGCUGUGAGCAGCUGUGCGUGAACGUGCCGGGUUCCUUCGUCUGCCAGUGCUACAGUGGCUACGCCCUGGCCGAGGACGGGAAGCGAUGUGCAGCUGUGGACUACUGCGCCUCAGAAAAUCAUGGAUGUGAACAUGAGUGUGUAAAUGCUGAAAGUUCCUACCUGUGCCGGUGCCAUGAGGGAUUUGCUCUUAACCCAGAUAAGAAAACAUGCACAAGAAUAAACUACUGUGCCCUGAACAAACCAGGCUGUGAGCACGAGUGUGUCAACACAGAGGAGGGCCACUACUGCCGCUGCCGUCGGGGCUAUACUCUGGACCCCAAUGGCAAAACCUGCAGCCGGGUGGAUCACUGUGCACAGCAGGACCAUGGCUGUGAGCAGCUGUGCCUGAACACGGAGGAAUCCUUUGUCUGCCAGUGCUCGGAAGGCUUCCUCAUCAACGAUGACCUCAAGACCUGCUCCAGGGUGGAUUACUGCUUGCUGAGUGACCAUGGUUGUGAAUACUCCUGUGUCAACACAGACAGAUCCUUUGCCUGUCAGUGUCCUGAGGGUCACGUGCUCCGCAGCGAUGGGAAAACGUGUGCAAAACUGGACUCUUGUGCUUUGGGGGACCAUGGCUGUGAACAUUCAUGUGUAAGCAGUGAAGACUCAUUCGUGUGUCAGUGUUUUGAGGGAUACAUCCUCCGUGACGAUGGGAAGACCUGCAGAAGGAAAGAUGUCUGCCAGGCUAUAGACCAUGGCUGCGAGCACCUCUGUGUAAACAGUGGCGAAUCAUACAUCUGCAAGUGUCUGGAAGGAUUCAGGCUGGCUGAGGAUGGCAAACACUGUAGAAGGAAGGAUGUCUGCAAGUCGACCCACCACGGCUGUGAGCACAUAUGUGUGAACAACGGAGAUUUUUACACGUGCAGGUGCUCAGAGGGGUUUGUCCUGGCUGAGGAUGGGAGGCGCUGCAAGAGAUGCACUGAAGGCCCAGUUGACCUAGUCUUUGUGAUCGACGGAUCCAAGAGCCUCGGAGAAGACAAUUUUGAGAUUGUGAAGCAUUUUGUCACUGGGAUUAUAGACUCCUUGGCAAUUUCCCCCAAAGCUGCUCGUGUGGGGCUGCUACAGUAUUCCACACAGGUCCGCACAGAGUUCACCUUGAGGGACUUCAGCUCAGCCAAGGACAUGAAGAAAGCUGUGGCUCACAUGAAAUACAUGGGCAAAGGCUCUAUGACUGGGCUGGCCCUGAAACACAUGUUUGAGAGAAGUUUUACCCAAGUAGAAGGGGCCAGGCCCCUCUCCACACGGGUGCCCAGAGUAGGCAUCGUGUUCACCGACGGACGGGCUCAGGAUGAUGUCUCCGAGUGGGCCAGUAAAGCCAAGGCCAAUGGUAUCACUGUGUAUGCUGUUGGGGUAGGAAAAGCCAUUGAGGAAGAACUACGGGAGAUUGCCUCUGAGCCCACCAAUAAGCAUCUCUUCUAUGCCGAAGACUUCAGCACAAUGGGGGAGAUAAGUGAAAAGCUGAAGCAAAGCAUCUGUGAAGCUCUAGAAGACUCUGAUGGAAGACAGGACUCCCCAGCAGGGGAACCACCAAAGCAGGCCCACCAGCCAACAGAAUCUGAGCCAGUCACCAUAAAUAUCCGAGACCUACUUUCCUGUUCUAAUUUUGCAGUGCAACAUAGGUAUCUGUUUGAAGAAGACAAUCAUUCACAGUCAACACAAAGACUCUUCCACUCGACAAAAUCUUCAGGAAGCCCUUUGGAAGAAAGCCAAGACCAAUGCAAAUGUGAAAACCUUAUAAUGUUCCAGAACCUUGCAAAUGAAGAAGUAAGAAAACUAACCCAGCGCUUAGAAGAAAUGACCCAAAGAAUGGAGGCCUUGGAAAACCGCCUACGAUACAGAUGAAGACUGAAAUGCUUUUAUGGAUUUGUACAUCAUCAUAAAGAUUUCAAAAACAGUGGUGGAGCCUCAAACCUCACACCAUAGUUAACUCUGUAAGCUGUAAAGCAAAACACAACCAGUACUGAAGACACUGGACUACUCUACAACAAUGAGAAAAUGGAGACACAGAGGUGUCCAAAUUCGAUAUUGGGGGAGGCGGGGAAGGAAUCCUUCUGAACUCUCAAAAGUUUACUAUGAGAAUAAAUAAGUUGUUCAGUGUUCUGUGAUGUACUGUGGGUAUGAUUCGCUUCUGCCUCUUCCUGCCUUAGCACUGAAAUCUCAUUUGACAACUGAGUCUCAAUUCUGUAGAAAACUGACUCCAUGAAUUGCUUUUUUUGUAUUGGAAUUUACCUUGAUAUAUAUGGACGUAUACUUAAGUCAUAGGACCUAUGUUCUGCAAUAAGUUGAAUUUUUACACAAUAUUAAAAUUCACCACUUCAGAAAA
Messenger RNA from Peromyscus maniculatus bairdii (prairie deer mouse), 3431 nucleotides. NCBI's taxonomy places the organism in Eukaryota, Metazoa, Chordata, Mammalia, Rodentia, Cricetidae. The record is from RefSeq and is a predicted model, not a curated record.